Molecule: messenger RNA, 1731 nt
Organism: Bombina bombina (fire-bellied toad)
Lineage: Eukaryota; Metazoa; Chordata; Amphibia; Anura; Bombinatoridae
Gene: DNAJA3
Product: DnaJ heat shock protein family (Hsp40) member A3
Exons: 12
Coding region: 20-1399 (459 amino acids)
Biological process (GO): protein folding; negative regulation of apoptotic process; mitochondrion organization
Cellular component (GO): mitochondrion
Molecular function (GO): ATP binding; heat shock protein binding; protein kinase binding
Source: RefSeq, a predicted model, not a curated record
GUAGGUUUUUCCGGGCAAGAUGGCGGCUCGCUGUUCCUCGCGUUGGUUCUCGGUCGUGGUGUCCGGGACCCGGGGACACUUGGUUUCUGGGCGUCACCGAUGGCCCAGAGCUGAGGGAGCUUUGCUGUUGGCAUUGCGGACUGCUGCAGCUGCACGUGGCCCGGCAGGGGAUCCCUCAGAGCACUUCUCCCAGUUCCACACCAGCAGCACAUCAUACAAUAAGACAGAUUUUUACCAGGUAUUGGGAGUCCCGAGGAACGCCAGCCAAAAAGAAAUCAAGAAGGCCUAUUAUCAGCUGGCCAAAAAAUACCAUCCAGACACAAACAAAGAUGAUCCUCAAGCCAAAGAAAAAUUUUCACAGUUGGCAGAAGCUUAUGAGAUUCUUAGUGAUGAGGUGAAACGCAAGCAAUAUGAUACGUAUGGCACUGCUGACUUUGGCGCAGGGGCUGGUGGAGGGGGGCAGCAAUACUGGAGAGGUGGUCCUUCUGUCGAUCCAGAAGAACUGUUCCGCAAGAUUUUCGGAGAGUUUUCAGGUUCGCCUUUUGGUGACUUUAGUACCAUGUUUGAACAGCCACAGGAGUACAUUAUGGAUCUGACAUUCAUCCAGGCAGCAAAAGGAGUAAACAAGGAGAUCUCUGUAAACAUCACAGACACCUGUCAGAGAUGUAAUGGCAAAGGAAACGAGCCUGGCACCAAAUUGCAGCAUUGCCAUUAUUGCAAUGGCACCGGCAUGGAAACUAUUAACACUGGUCCAUUUGUCAUGCGCUCAACAUGCCGGCGUUGUGGAGGGAAGGGCUCUGUGAUGACCAAUCCUUGCUUGUCAUGCCGGGGAACAGGGCAAACCAAGCAAAAGAAAAACGUAACCGUGCCUGUCCCUGCAGGUGUGGAAGAUGGGCAGACUGUUCGUAUGCCAGUUGGAAAGAAGGAAAUCUUUAUUACAUUUAGGGUGCAGAAAAGUCCCAUCUUUAGGCGAGAGGGGGCUGAUAUCCAUUCGGACCUGCCUGUGUCAGUCGCUCAGGCUGUGUUAGGGGGUACUGCAAGAGCACAAGGACUUUAUGAUCCUAUCAAUGUAGCUAUACCAGCUGGUACUCAGGGAGACCAGAGAAUUCGUAUAAGUGGUAAAGGAAUCCCAAGGAUGAACAGUUACGGUUACGGAGAUCACUACAUCCACAUCAAGAUCAGAGUUCCCAGGCAUCUGACGGACAGACAACGAGCGCUAAUGAUGAGUUAUGCUGAGGAAGAGACAGAAGUAGAUGGCACUGUGAAUGGCAUUACCAACACAACAACAGGUAGUGCCCGGCAAAAGUCUGCAGCUGGGGAAGAGAGACCCGAGGCUGAACAGACAGGGGAAAACCAGGAGGGAUUCCUAAGCAAACUAAAGAAAAUGUUUAGCUCGUGACGGCUUGGUGAGGAAAGAGAUCAACCGGAAACUAGAACUGAGGAAGAAUCCUGCCCAUCUCUAGAAACAGAGCAACCGGAAACUAGAACUGAGGAAGAAUCCUGCCCAUCUCUAGAAACAGAGCAAAUGCUUUUUGGACUCUUCUAGCUCCUGAGACUUAUAGCUCGGUAAUAUGGAGCAGCAGCAGCAUCUGUUUGCUUGAUGUUUCCUGUGACACUGAAUUCCAUUAUGAGAAGCCCAUUAAUGCAAAUGAAGGAAUUCUAUACAGACUGUCGUGUUGCUCUUGUCAUUUUUAAAAGUGAAAAGAAAAAAAAAAGUUCUGCACCAUCCAA